Molecule: messenger RNA, 2706 nt
Organism: Penicillium griseofulvum
Lineage: Eukaryota; Fungi; Ascomycota; Eurotiomycetes; Eurotiales; Aspergillaceae
Product: alpha/beta fold hydrolase
Exons: 2
Coding region: 1-2706 (901 amino acids)
Source: RefSeq, a predicted model, not a curated record
AUGUCGAACGAGGCCCCCGUGGCAGAGUCGGCUCUGCUUAAUCGUCGUCGCCGUCGUAAAUCGCUGCCUUCGCGCAAUGGAACCGAUCCAACCUCGCCUGAAGUCAUUUCAUCCCUCAUUUCCUCUCUUUCCACCAUAUCUGUCCCCCUAAACUCGCAUUUUGAUACCGUCCCGAAGAUCGACAACGAAGAUUCAUUGCCAGUACCGCGCACAGCGCCAGUCUAUUCCCUUCCGUCUGAACAUGGGUUUGGAAUGAGUUACGGCGCCUACAAGCCAGCGGAGCCAUCUGCGGCACCUGACCCAUUUCUACACCCGAACGAUGCGGCCUCGUCGCCUGUUAUUCGCAUGGCUAGGGCGCCCCCGUCAUCCAAGUCGCCCCGAUCCCCGAGAUUUAAGCCCUUCAGAACAGCCGACUCAUCGUCCACCCGCCCGGCCUCGAGGGAGUCCUAUACAUCUGUCAUAGCUGCCCCAGAGCCCUCCUCAUUCGGAACGAUCAGCACGGAACCUGGACCCCGCCAAUCAACCCCAAGCAUUGCUUCGAACAGUUCCGCCGGGCGGACAAGAAGCCUGAAGGGUCCAUUUAGUCUACUGAAGAAGUCAUCACGAGAAUUCAUGGGCGAGAAGGAUCCACAAGUUGAGCGCCUGCGAAAGACUACUAGCUACAACGAUAGUCUACGACACAAUGUCCCGCGCAACCGAGCAAGCUUGCGCUCAUUUCAUUCUAUGGCGGAAGUUACAGAGGAGGCUCGUCCUCCGGAUGUCAAGGAAGAGCCCUACGAAGAGAAGGUCGCCUGCACUCCACCAUCCAAAGAUCACCAGUCAUUCAACGGCACUCCAGAUGCUAGUAAUCCCGGCGGAAUUGGAAGCGGUAGAAUCAUUCCAACUCGCGACUCAUCUUUGCGACAUCGGCAUAGCCAGUCGUCGAGCUCGAAAAAGCACCGGUCUGCUCGUCAUAGUAGAUACCCGUCCACGGCUAGCAAAGAGUUCAACACAGAUAAUGGAUUACCGGGAACAAGCAAUGAUGCAGAACAGGUGACGCGCCGGAUCCAAGAGUUGAAAGACCAGCAACAGAAGAUCAAGACCGAGCUAGAGGCGGAGAAUAGCCCUGAACACUCGACUAAGACGAGCCCCGUAAAGCAGCCAAGGGCUUCAAAGGCAUCGCGCGUUCUAGGUUAUGAUGUCAACGAGACCAUGCAGAAUGGACCAGGCCGCAAUCAUUCAUCUUUUCACGAAAGUGCUCCUUCGCCGAACGUGAUGACAGGGAAAAGUCGCACCGGGAGCCGACCAGGGGCACCACUCGCAUCGAAGUCUACUCACCUACCAGCGCAGUUGGCCAAGCCACCUGCGGAACACACGGAUUCUGAAAAAGCUAGAUACAGACAGUCCCUCGAGCCAAUCGCACCAACCCAUCAUCGCCGCACCCCAUCCGGUCAUUUAUCUCAUCUGUCAAAUGGGCGUCCCUCGUACAGCACCGAACGACCAUCCAGUGUGGAUUCAAUUGAUCUUGCUGUUGACGACUAUAUCUUUUCGCCCAAGCUGACUCAGAGAGUGAUUCACCCAACCACCGGCCGCUCUAUCGCCUUCUCUGAAGUCGGCGAUCCUAAGGGCCAUGUCGUGCUAUGCUGUGUCGGCAUGGGUCUCACUCGGUAUCUGAUGGCAUUUUAUGAUGAGUUGGCUCGGACGCUCAACCUACGACUAGUCACGUUGGAUCGUCCUGGCGUUGGUGAGAGUGGUCCACAUCAGGGAGAUGAGCCAAGCACCCCUCUGAGCUGGCCCGAUGAUGUUGCAAUCGUUUGCAACCACCUCCGAGUGACCAAAUUUUCCAUCCUUGCCCAUUCAGCAGGGGCGAUUUACGCUCUUGCAACGGCUCUCCGAAUUCCGCAGCAUAUUCGCGGCCGUAUUCAUCUCUUAGCCCCAUGGAUUCCUCCAUCUCAGUUGUCUACAAUCGGCUCUCAGAAGGAUCCCGCGCCCACCAACGCGGUCCCUUACUCCCAAAAGAUUCUUCGUGCUCUUCCCACAUCCCUUCUCAAAGUGGCCAAUUCAAGCUUUAUGAGUGCCACUAGUGCCAGCAUCACCACCAGUCUACCCAAGUCCCCGCGACGGGCCAAGCGUAAGGCUGCUACCAAAGAAGCUUCUAAUGCGAAUGCCAUCCCUCCAGUACCACCUAUACCUUCCGUUGAAAACAACCCGCAGACCCAGCGAGUGGACAUUGUACCGAAUCUCAAACCGUCGGCCCCGACCACCGCUUCCUAUAGAAAGAGUGAUACGACUCUCGGGUCUUUCACAAAGUCUCCAGAAGACGAGGUCGAACGGCAGCGUGAUUAUGAUACCCGUCUCACCUACAAGAUCUGGGAGCUGGCUACCACCAACGCCAAUCCGGCCGUUGAUUUGCUAACCUGCCUCGAGCGUCGCCAAACAAUUGGAUUCCGCUACGUGGACAUCACGCGAUCAGUGGUGAUGCACCAUGGUAGCAAAGACCCCCGCGUUCCAGUAGAGAAUGUCCAGUGGCUUGGCAAGACGAUGCGCCGCUGCGAGGUCCGGAUUCUCGAAGGCGAAGGCCACGGUCUCAUGGCAUCUGCUGGGGUUAUGGGCGGUGUCUUGACUGAGAUUGCCAAGGAGUGGGAGGACUGGACGAUUCUUGUUCAAGGCAAACGCCGAGCCACUGCCAGCCAUGCUGCACGUCCCGGACUCUCAAUUCAUACUUGA